UCGGGACUUUGUCCUGGGCACCUCCCCGCGGUUUUCCUCUCUUCGUCGACUGUUGUCUUGCCUUCAACAACAACAUGAACUUCAAAUGUUGUCUUCGCUUCGAUCAAUGCGAAUUUUCAGUUUGCACAGUUCAACGACACCGCGACAAAGACAUCAGUCGCCGGCGCCUGCGACCGCUGCACAGUCUUCAAGCAAGUCAGCAACUCAGUCGUCCAUACAUCAACCAGUCAUCUCUCGACAACUCUUUGCACCAAGUGCGCCGGCCACCACCAUCAAAGACGGUUCAAGCUCAUUUCGACAGUCUGGUCAGCCAGCAACUUCCACUUUCAGGUACCAUGACGGCCACAAACUUCCACUGCGGACAACUUCAGCGUAGAUUUCCAUUGCCAAGGGCAGGUUUUCCAGACUCAGAUCGUCAGUCUGGUCAGAGAUCACCAACUUCGCAGUCACCCCUGGUCGGCCAAACAGUACGCUCGCGAGAGAGUUCCGCAGCUCCUCGCAAAGUCAGUCUCAGUCUUCAAUUUGUGUCGUCGUCCUGUUUCGAGUACCUUUGGUGUAGAUAGAUGGAUAGC
Messenger RNA from Neurospora crassa OR74A, 572 nucleotides. RefSeq lists its product as hypothetical. NCBI's taxonomy places the organism in Eukaryota, Fungi, Ascomycota, Sordariomycetes, Sordariales, Sordariaceae. The transcript is spliced from 5 exons. Bases 75 to 563 code for a protein of 162 amino acids. The record is from RefSeq and is a predicted model, not a curated record.